AGCACGUUAAGCUCUUUCUUUCACAGUCGCCGGUGGACCAGUCUUUUCGCACUCUCCGUUCCUAUAUAAUGACAGAGUGCGCAGUGCGCUUACCCUCUUCUUCUCGCGCUCUCUCUGCUAACUUGCGCAUCUCACCUACCCGAUUCUCUCCUCUCCGCCGAUCUCUGCCGUUGACCUCUGCAUCUAUUAUUGGCAAGUCACUUUUUUGCUCGCGCUCACAUAGGAGAAUCUCAGUAUUGAGUACAAACUCAUCGAAAUCUCAGUUUACAACUAAAUCAUCAAUGGCUGAGACUGUGACAGGGAAAAGUAAAGGGAAAGUAGAAGUGUUUGAUUCUGAAGAGGAACUUGCCGUGUCUCUUGCGAAGUACACAGCUGAUUUAUCGGAGAAGUUUUGCAAAGAGAGAGGUUCUUUUUCUGUUGUUGUUUCCGGGGGUUCACUUAUCAAAUCUCUUAGGAAAUUGGUGGAGCCACCAUAUAUUGAUUCAAUAGAUUGGUCGAAGUGGCACGUUUUCUGGGUGGAUGAAAGAGUGGUUCCAAAGGACCAUCCGGAUAGCAAUUAUUUGCUUGCUUAUGAUGCUUUUCUAUCCAAGAUACCUAUUCCUAGUGGCAAUGUGUAUGCGAUAAACGAUGCACUAUCAGCAGAGGGUGCGGCAGAUGAUUAUGAGACUUGUCUAAGACACUUGGUUAAGAGCAAGAUUGUAGACAUAUCUGAUGCUACUGGAUUUCCAAAAUUUGAUGUGAUGCUAUUGGGUAUGGGUCCCGAUGGGCAUGUAGCUUCCUUAUUUCCCGGGCAUCCUCUUGUCCAUGAGACAGAAAAAUGGGUCACCUUCAUCAAGGAGUCCCCAAAACCUCCACCGGAAAGGAUUACAUUUACAUUUCCUGUAAUAAACUCAUCCGCGAAUAUCGCUCUUGUUGUAGCAGGUGCUGGGAAGGCAGAUGUAGUGCAUAAAUCGCUAUGUGAUAGUGAAAGUUCUGAUUUGUUGCCCGUGCAGAUGGUUUCACCUGAAGGAGAAUUGGUUUGGUUUUUGGACAAGGCUGCAGCUUCAAAGCUGUAAAGGAUGAAGAUACGUGAGUUGUGAAUUAGUUCAGUGCUGUGUGUGUAUUUUUGUAAUUUCAAUACAUUCUCAAGAAGGGAUGUCUUCCUCAGUAUUGCCGGUAAAAUGCUGAGGUUUCAUAUGCCAGUAUCCAGUUGUUGGCAGUUUUUCCUCACUUGUUCUUGUAAUGAUGCUUGGCUAUCAGGGAGUCGCUAAUAAAAGUGCAAUUUGUGCUGUUAU
Nicotiana attenuata is the source of this 1274-nucleotide messenger RNA. RefSeq names its product probable 6-phosphogluconolactonase 4, chloroplastic. The record is from RefSeq and is a predicted model, not a curated record. Gene Ontology annotation, molecular function: 6-phosphogluconolactonase activity. NCBI's taxonomy places the organism in Eukaryota, Viridiplantae, Streptophyta, Magnoliopsida, Solanales, Solanaceae. Gene Ontology annotation, biological process: pentose-phosphate shunt; carbohydrate metabolic process. The coding region runs from base 69 to 1055 and encodes 328 amino acids. The transcript has 3 exons.